UGAAGGGACUGCCCGCCGUCUGCACUCACAGGAAAUAUUUCCAGGGCGCCGUGAUCACGCGAGAGUUGUCCUCGGCGCUAAAAUGGCGGCACCUGGGACCGGUGGACCGUCUGGAGCGGUGGAUGAUGCGUUUUCCAAGUAUUACAACGAGGUUAAACAAAUUGAAAAACGUGACUCUGUGCUUACCCCGAAGCAGCAGAUAGAGAGACUGACACGGCCUGGAUCCUCAUAUUUCAACUUGAAUCCUUUUGAGGUGUUACAGAUUGAUCCAGAAGUGACAGACGACGAAAUAAAAAAGAGGUUCCGACAGUUAUCAAUUCUCGUCCAUCCAGACAAAAAUCAAGAUGAUACUGAAAGAUCGCAGAAAGCCUUUGAAGCUGUGGACAAGGCAUAUAAGCAGUUGUUAGAGGCAGAGCAUAAGAAGCGGGCACUAGAUAUCAUCCAGGCUGGACAAGAGUACAUUGAGCACAUAGUAAAAGAAAAAAAGAAGCAAUUGAAAAAAGAAGGAAAAUCAUUAGAUAUUGAAGAAGAUGACCCUGAAGUUUUCAAACAGGCAGUGUACAAACAAACCAUGAAGCUUUUUGCAGAGCUGGAAAUUAAAAGGAAAGAGAGAGAAACCAAAGAAAUGCAUGAAAGGAAAAGACAGCGAGAGGAAGAAAUAGAAGCUCAAGAAAAAGCUAAGCGUGAGAGGGAGUGGCAGAAAAACUUUGAGGAAAGCCGAGAUGGACGUGUUGACAGUUGGAGAAGUUUCCAAUCACACAAAAAAGGCAAAAAGGAAAAGAAAACGCGUACAUUUUUAAAACCGCCAAAAGUGAAGAUGGAACAGAGGGAGUGACCACCCAUACACUGGACACUUGUCGCUUUAUUUUACGAACAGCAUUUCGUGAUCAUCUGCCGAAGGAAUAGUUACUAUAUCCUAACUUGUGUUUUGUACAGUUCCUGCUCUUUUAUUUCAUUUUUCCUGUUGGGGCAAAAACCUGUUUUUCUUUUUGUACAUGAAAAACUUCACCUGGUCUCACAGUACACAUGUGAAAAGCAGAAAGCACACUUAGGUAAAGCAGCAUCUUCAAGUACACUAUCGAGACGCCCAAGGUUCUGUUGGUUUGAGAAGGAAUCCAUGACUGUGUACAAGCUUUGGUAUAGCGGUGUUGAAGCAGGUAUCUUCAUUAUAUGGUAGCUUGCCAUUGGCCAUCAGAAAAUGCUGUGUCUUAUACUUGAUAGAUACAUAGCUCCUGUCAUAUUGGCUUGUAGAAGACGAGGAAAUAAACACACUGAUGUGAUGCUAGUCAUUGGCUAAAAAGUUACUUGACUGUGUAACUCUCUGCUCCAAUGUCAACCUGUGAUGAGCGGCAGUCUGUUAUUACCUGAUUUGGAAUCCAUGUUAUAGCAUGUGUAACUGACAUCAGACACCUGCUACAUGUGUAUAAUACUAAUAAAUUGUGGAUUACAUUGUG
Molecule: messenger RNA, 1454 nt
Organism: Bufo bufo (common toad)
Lineage: Eukaryota; Metazoa; Chordata; Amphibia; Anura; Bufonidae
Gene: DNAJC8
Product: DnaJ heat shock protein family (Hsp40) member C8
Exons: 9
Coding region: 83-835 (250 amino acids)
Cellular component (GO): nucleus
Source: RefSeq, a predicted model, not a curated record